CCUGAUAGGCGCGUUCCGAGGGGGUCAGAGGUUGCGGUUUGGCGCCUGUUGGUUUCCCCGUGUAUGCCGUGGUGCUGUUGUCGGUAUGACUAAGAGAGCCAGCCCGUUUGGCGACACGGCGCCGCUGCAGUGGAAGAUUCACGUUACCCAGAAAGAGUUGAAUGAGGGGGUCUUCGGGGAGAAAUACAAGCGGGAGGUGUACGAAAAAACAAAAAGCUUGCUUUUUAAUGGUGCACAAGCCUUUAUGGGAUGUAUGUGGGCUGGCAAUUCAGAAGAGAAUUGUACACUGGUUCCCAUGACCAAGCCUAUUGAAGAUACCUGCUUUGAAAAAACAGAUGUUUGUAAUGGAUGUGAAAGACGAGAGUUACUCCAUGGGCAGACCUUUCUCGGACACAAUGGACAACUUAUAAAAGGUUCACGAUCUUCAUAUAGAUCAUCAGUCAAGCCAGCAACCGUGAACUGUUUUAGCUGUUUGAAGCCAUCAAAUUUCAAGGAGCCAUGCUCUCUGUGUGACCACUUAAUAUGUCAACAUUGCAGCAAAGUGUGUGAUCACUGUGCAAGGAUUUGUUGUUCUUUAUGCUCACUUGAUGAUUAUAAUGAAGCUUAUGAUCGUGUUUUCUGCUAUGGCUGCUUCCUGUGAAGAUGUUGAAGCUUUGAAUUAGCUGUAACUUGUAUAGAAAUGUUUUACAAUUAAUGCAUUAACUUGAUCACUUUCUUUCACAAAUGGAAGUGAAAUCCUACAUUGUAAUAUACUAUU
Messenger RNA from Stegostoma tigrinum, 757 nucleotides. It is a transcript of the gene siva1, whose product is annotated as SIVA1, apoptosis-inducing factor. The transcript is spliced from 4 exons. The record is from RefSeq and is a predicted model, not a curated record. Lineage: Eukaryota; Metazoa; Chordata; Chondrichthyes; Orectolobiformes; Stegostomatidae. The coding region runs from base 86 to 640 and encodes 184 amino acids. Gene Ontology annotation, biological process: extrinsic apoptotic signaling pathway. Gene Ontology annotation, molecular function: CD27 receptor binding.